CUUUCUCUGACCGACGAUAUUUCAUAAUUCGAAACUGCGCGCAUCACCCUCGUCGUCGCCAUGUGCCUGGUGUUCACCUGUGGUGAGCACACCUUCCGCAGGGAGGUGGAAGGCUACGAGGGGCUCGUCUGCCAAUGCCAUAACUGCGGCAACUACUCGGCGUCUGUUAUUAGAUCACAUCCAUGGUUCACCUUUUGCUUCGUUCCCGUAAUCCCGUUCUCGAUAAGAGGUUACGAAGAUGUUGCGUGUCGCAUCUGCCACUUCGAGCAACCUCUCGCGCACCGGCCCGACGUUCAGGCGCUCCGCGGCCAAGGAGGCCAUGGAAUGCCGAUGCAGCCGCCUGGACCGCCGCAAGGGUGGGGUCCGCAGGGAACACCCAAGCCGAACCAACCGAUGAGAUAUGGCUGAGAUGGAUGCCGUGGAGAGGCGGUUACUCUAUGUGCGUUCGGGAUAUGGCGUCGUUGGCUGGGCCCGGCAGCAUGCCAUCCACUGCGCUGACUAGCACGCAUGACAUUGGGCGGCAGCAAGGUGUUCAAGACGUCCAGGUGCAUCGUUUCCAGACUUGAUCCUGUUUUUGACAAGCCCGCGGAGAGCCCUAACCGAGUAUGCUUGGGCGCUUUCCAGUGCUGUAUUGACACUAAGAGGCGCCAGGGAAACGUUAUCACGGGAUGCCUGUUGUUGGGGCGUUUACUCAUUCGUGCGCCACAGCUCAGAGGAGGCAUCCGGAGGCUCUCCGAGGCUAUAUCCCGUCCCGAUCCGAUCACUUCACAUCUCCUUUUUUUUACAUGACACUACUGUGUAUCACAUAGCUACCUAUCUUCUUGAGCGCUCUCUUGUUCUGGGUGACAGGCUCGAUGGACAGGGACAUGAUUGCUCCGGCCUCUCUCAGCAUGUCGAUGAAAACAAUCCAAACAGCGAUUCAGAGUUAUUGCGCCG
Molecule: messenger RNA, 936 nt
Organism: Thermothielavioides terrestris NRRL 8126
Lineage: Eukaryota; Fungi; Ascomycota; Sordariomycetes; Sordariales; Chaetomiaceae
Exons: 2
Coding region: 61-408 (115 amino acids)
Source: RefSeq, a predicted model, not a curated record